AUGGCCGUCACGGAGAACACGGCGCUGUGGCCUUCACCAGAUUCCUCCAUAGACACAGAAGCUGCACAGGCGUCCAGACGUGAACGCAUCUCUGGCGUUUUCUCCACUAGGAUGACGCCGUUCGUGAUUCGCACUGCUACAGUUGCUGGGAUUCUAUUGGCUCUUUCGAUCUCGACCAUUGGUAGAUCAACGCUGUUCGCUACGGUGCAGAAUGCAGCUGAAGAGGUGCAGCUGGCAGCGGCAAUUGAUGGUCGGACUGGGAACACUGGAGCUGGGGAUACUGUGCUGUUUCUACCGGGUUUUGGCGCACCGUUGGAGAAACAGUAUGCUGGCUUGGUUGAAGUCAACAGCACCUACGCAGGCAAGCUGUUCUACUGGUUCUUCGAGACACGUGCACCAAUGCAGGUUGACGAGCGAACGCCUUUGUUACUGUGGCUCAAUGGCGGACCUGGGGCGUCAUCAAUGACUGGUUUGCUUGCGGAGAUGGGACCUUAUCGACUUACCAAAGAACGGAAGCUGAUACCGCACAAAUUUUCGUGGACCAAUGUUGGUCACAUGCUCUUCUUUGACCAACCAGUUGGUACCGGCUACUCGUCUGUGCGCGACCAGGCCGGGCACGUGAAUACGCAGGAGCAGGUGUCAGAACAACUCUAUCGAGGACUCCAAGAGUUUUAUAAGCGUCAUCCGGAGUACCAGCAUAAUCCGCUGUACGUAUGCGGAGAGUCAUACGCCGGCAAAUAUGCUCCGUCAGUCUCGUACUACAUCCAUGUGAAGAAUCGUGGCGCACUGGACGAGGACGACAUCGAAAUCAACUUGACGGGGGUCGCCAUUGGCAACGGUAACAUGUGGCCCGUGUUGCAAACUCGCUCUGUGCCGGACUUCGCUAUCGCGCUGGGGUUGAUUGAUUCACAGCAGUAUGAAAAUGCGAAUGCACAGAUCAGCAUUUGCGAAGAACUGCACCGACAAGGACGCGACGUGGACGCCUUCCAGGUCUGCCAAGCUGUCACGGAGAGGAUUUAUGAGGCCGCAGGGAACCCGUAUAUUUAUGACAUCCGUCAGUCAGGCAACGCAUUCACGGACCUGAGCGCGUUGCUUUCGAGCUUUUUUAACGACGACGCAGUGCGUCGAGCACUGAACGUACCCCCGGGCACAUUGUGGAACUCGGUGGACGGAUCUGCUUACGGCACUUCACCAUCAGCACCGGCACUCGUACGUCACUUGCUGCCGGACGAGAUGCUAGACGUGCCCAUCGAUGUGUUUCGUGACCUGCUGGACAACUACAAGUUCCUCUUUUACGCAGGCAACAUGGACGGCUCGGUUUGCAACAACUUAGGUGUAGGACGAAUCAUAGAUCGACUUGCGUGGACGGACACGGCCAAAUAUCGCGUGGCCAAGCGGCAGCCCUGGAUAGUAGACGGUCACGUCGCAGGACUCGUCAAGGCUGCCGGUAACAUGAGCUUCGUGGUGGUGCUAAACUCGGGUCAUCUGGUACCUACUGACCAGCCGGAGGCUUCGCUGGACAUGAUGCGACGCUUCAUCAACAACGAACCCUUCAGCCCGUUGCAAUAG
Messenger RNA from Peronospora matthiolae, 1569 nucleotides. NCBI's taxonomy places the organism in Eukaryota, Oomycota, Peronosporomycetes, Peronosporales, Peronosporaceae. The record is from the annotation of a GenBank genome assembly.